GGGAGUUCUUAGUUACUUCGACUGGAUAAAAAUAUUAUUGAUGGAAUAAAUAAUUAAGUCAUAAUUUAUUGAUUGAUUGUAUCAUUAACCAUUUCUUUAUUUUAUUUUGGUGCGAGGAACUUAUCAUGAAUCCAUUGAUUUCUGCCGCUUCCGUUAUUGCUGCUGGUUUGGCCGUCGGGCUUGCUUCUAUUGGACCUGGGGUUGGUCAAGGUACUGCCGCGGGCCAAGCUGUAGAAGGUAUCGCAAGACAACCCGAGGCGGAGGGAAAAAUACGAGGUACUUUAUUGCUUAGUCUGGCUUUUAUGGAAGCUUUAACAAUUUAUGGGCUAGUUGUAGCAUUAGCACUUUUAUUUGCGAAUCCUUUUGUUUAAUCCUAUAAAAAAAAUACGUAUUUUUUGAUUGUCUUGGAUUUGCUGCUUAUUUUUUUGAAUUAUAUCAAGAUUUCAUUCCUACAAUUACUUAUUUAUUUGUAUUGUACAGUAUAAUUAUUUAUUUGUAUUGUAUUUGGACAAUAACACCCAGGGAAGGACUGAUUUGAGGACGAGGAAUUAGUAUACUAACUCGCUUUCUUCCUUCCCUCUUAGUAUAGUAGAACUGAAACCCUUUCAUUUCAAGGAAAUGUUGCAACAGGAUAUAUUAUUUUAUUUUGCAAUUGACACGAGACUUGGUACUAAGUUCUAAAUUGAAUUUUAAUAAGAACAGUACUUUUUAGAGAUUUCCAAUUGAAAAAAAUAUAUAUAUAUAUAUUAGUAAUAUAAAUUUAAAUAGAAUAAGAAUAUAGAAUAAUAUAAAUAUCUAGCAAUAUAAAUAUUGACUAGUGAUAUUAAUAUAAAUAUUUAGAAUAAUAAAAUAUAUAUAAUUUAAAUAUAAUUAGAUAAUAUAUAAUUAGAUAAAAUGAGUCUGUCAUAAUUAGUCUGUCUAUAGUCGAUAAGAAAAGAGGAGAUCCUAUGAAAAAUGUAACCGAUUCUUUCGUUUCCUUAGGUCACUGGCCAUCCGCCGGGAGUUUCGGAUUUAAUACCGAUAUUUUAGCAACAAAUCCAAUAAAUCUAAGUGUAGUCCUCGGUGUAUUGAUUUUUUUUAGAAAGGGGGUGUGUGCGAGUUGUUUAUUUCAAGAAUAGGCUGGAUUGAACCAGCUGCGCCUUUUUUGUUUUAACUAGGAAAGACAAGGUGUAUGAUCCUGUGAAUUCCUUCUGAAUAAAUUUUGAAAUCAUCUUUAAGAACCAUAGCAGUUCGUGAUUCAUGGGUAAAGUAAAUAUACUUUGAUUCUCUAUCAACCAAUAACGCGGGGCCAAUAAUAUGGUUAAAGCUAAACUGUUUAAAGUCUAGAUGCAGCAAG
Messenger RNA from Mercurialis annua (annual mercury), 1336 nucleotides. Its product is annotated as ATP synthase subunit c, chloroplastic. The transcript has a single exon. NCBI's taxonomy places the organism in Eukaryota, Viridiplantae, Streptophyta, Magnoliopsida, Malpighiales, Euphorbiaceae. Gene Ontology annotation, molecular function: proton transmembrane transporter activity. Gene Ontology annotation, biological process: proton motive force-driven ATP synthesis; proton transmembrane transport. The record is from RefSeq and is a predicted model, not a curated record. The coding region runs from base 126 to 371 and encodes 81 amino acids.